Magnusiomyces paraingens is the source of this 3894-nucleotide messenger RNA. RefSeq lists its product as uncharacterized. Bases 1 to 3894 code for a protein of 1297 amino acids. The record is from RefSeq and is a predicted model, not a curated record. The transcript has a single exon. Lineage: Eukaryota; Fungi; Ascomycota; Dipodascomycetes; Dipodascales; Dipodascaceae. Gene Ontology annotation, biological process: positive regulation of ribosomal protein gene transcription by RNA polymerase II. Gene Ontology annotation, molecular function: RNA polymerase II cis-regulatory region sequence-specific DNA binding; DNA-binding transcription factor activity, RNA polymerase II-specific.
AUGACUUCCUCUUCUAACUCUAACGAUUAUCAUCCCUCUAGGGCUUCUACAGUAACCCCAAGCCCAACGCCCUCGCGUUUGGUUUCAACACUGGCGUUGGCCCCUGCACGAACUCGGAUACGUAUGAUUGCUUCCCGUUCUAGUACCAUCGAAUCGGAUUCAGUAACAGAUUCUCCAGAUAUCAAAAAAACCAGCCCAGUUACUCUUAAGCGUCAGCUUUCCGAAGAUUCAAAGCCCGCCAAUUUCAAAAGGAUACAUGCAAGUCAUAAUCUUCGUGGUCCCACUAAAGACACUACGACAACUACAAUCACUACCACCACAACAAUAACUACUACUGCUAUCCCCGGUCAUCUCUUUAAGUUUGUAACUGCUCCCAAGUCACUUCUUGAAAUUUGGGAAGAAUACAAGUAUCCCAAACUGAAUGACCUUUCGAUUGAACAAAUGGACGAGGUUUAUGGCGAAAGCAAAUGGGUUCAAAAUGCACACUUAAAUCUUUAUCGGGGACGCGUACGGUUUUGCCGUAAAGUUAAAGGACUGUGCAGCAAACAUGGGCUCAUUCCCGAAGAAGUUGUAAAAUCACUGGAAAUUAACAGAUGCAUGAAGAGGUAUGGCAUUUCCAAUUAUAUACACCUAUCUUAUUAUCAAAAAGAUAAUAUUUUCACCUCGAUUCCUAAAAUUAAGUUGGCGCAUCAACCAACCACGGACUCUGAAGAUUUUUAUUCUAAAGAGCUUCCCAAAUUUAAAUUUAUGCAUUCACCUCGCUCAUUUUUAGAUAUUUGGAAUGAGUACAAGUACCCAGGUAUCAACAAGCUUUCUUUAGAAGAAAUGGUUAUUAAAUAUGGCAAAAGCUGGAUUCCUAAUGGAUUCCAUCCCACGUUUCACCAGCGUAUGCUAAUCAACAAUGCCAUUAAGACUGGGUUGAGCAAGCGAUAUACAUUAAACGAGUGCCUUGAUCUGUUUGAAGGUGAUUUACAGCGAUCUGGGUUACAAUUUUUUGCUUAUACAAGAAAAAAAAUGAUACCCCUCGAGUUAUUAGAUGAUAAUGGGCUUAAGGACGAUUUAGGACUGCGUUCAUCGAACAGCUCGGUGAUUUCUUCUCGGCCUUUAAAUAGUUCACCAUCUACUCGUUCAAAUGAAACAAUAUCAAACUCAUCCAUUCCUAAACCUAAUUUCCAGUUUCAAUAUGGCCCCAUGACUUUUAAAGAAAUUUGGGAUGAAUACAAAAUACCAAAUCAAGAUAAUUAUUCUAUUGAAAAACUAGAUUUAGAGCACGGUGAAGGAAAAUGGACUGGAAAUUUAUAUAAUACCUAUUAUCGUCGAAUUCGCCUAGUCAAAGUUAUUAAGGAAGGCAUUCAGAUAGGAUUGACAGUGGAUCAAUGUUGCGAUAGACUGGAAAAACAUAAGAAGUCUCUUAAACUAUCCAUGUGCAGCUUUUUAUCAGCUUCUAGCUAUCUAGACCGAUUCUCAUAUUUUAAUUUCCUUGUUGCUCCACAGAGUUUUGAAGAUAUUUGGAAGGAGUAUAAAUUUCCUGGACUAAACCUUAUAUCUCUCGAAAAGUACAUUGCAUUGAAGGGAGCAAUUUUUUUGGAAACUUUCAAUAAUGGGAUUCAUUAUUCUCGGUACUUGUUGUGUAAAGGGAUAGAAACUGGCUUAAAAAGAGGAUUUUCACUUCAAGAAUGUUUAGGUUUUUUGGAAAGAGAUCAAAGUGUACUCGGAAUCCCAAUAAUUCAGUACAUUGAAAAUGGAGUGUAUCCAGCUGAACUUGAUAUUAAUUCGCCAUUACCUGAACUAAACCCGCUUGAAUUCAAUUUUUUGAAUGGAAUGACAAGCUGGAAAAGUGUUUGGGACGAAUACAAAUCCCCCGUUUUAAACCAUUUAUCUAUUGAGCAGAUGGACCAAAAAUAUGGAGAUAGAAAAUGGGUCAGUGCUUCUAAAUUAAACACAUACUUAAGAAGAAAGAAAGUAAUUAAUUGUAUUAAAGAUGGGCUUAAUCAUGGGUAUUCUUUAAAAAAGUGCUUUGAAAUUUUGGAUCAAAAGCUAAAGGAGUCCGGAUUAGCGACAAUCUAUGCGUUUGCUUCAACAAAAGAUUUUCCUCAAAAAAUAGUCGAUGAAUCAUCGAUAUCAUCAGAAACUCUACCAUUGGCAUCUCCAGAAACUCAGCUUUCUGUUACCAACGGAGAAGAGUUAUAUUUCGCCAAUUUCGAUCCUAAUUCCUUUAAAAUUGUCUGUUCGCCAGCUUCAUUUUCAGAUAUCUGGAAAGAGUAUAAAGAGCCGGGAUUAAAUAUGUAUUCAAUUGAACAUGUUUGCAAAACUUUAGGCGACUCAUGGACCCAUAAAUCCAAGUCUAAGCAAACUUUACGAAAGCGCAUUCAAUUAUGUCGAGUCAUUGAAUCCAACCUUUUUCGGGGGUACAGUCUGGAGCAGUGCCUAAAUAUUUUGGAAGAGCAUCGGGUAAAGAGAAAACAGUCUCUUUCUCAUUAUCUAAACAAGCAAAGUUACCCAAGUGAGCUUGUUCAGGAUAUAUCACAAGGAACACGUAUAGCACCUGACUUGCAAGAUUUGGCAAGAGAGUUAGGGCAGCAAGAUUUAGGAGAGAAUCAAACGCCAGAAGAGAUGAGAAGGGCAGAUUCAGAAAUUUCAGACUCUUCCGUUAAAAAACAACUCUCAUUAAUGGUAUCGACAUCACCAUCUUCAAUUUCAAUUUCACCAUCUACUUCUUCUUCAACUCCUUCAGCAUCUUCAGCAUCUUCAACAUCAUCAACAUCUUCAGCAUCUUCAACAUCUUCAGCAUCUUCAACUUCUAUAUCUUUAUCUGAUUCUUCCAACCAUUCAUCAAACAACAAAGUUGACAAUCAUUUAAACCUUAAAGUUCACCCCAGAAAAACUAUUUCUCCACGUAGAGUUUAUUUAGGUCCAGUUCCCCCAUCAAUUUCCAAACCAUCAACAUUUUUAAAGAUUUGGGAGGAGUAUCAUCUCAAUGUUUCAACAAUUGGAAGAACAUUUGAAGAACUUGAUGAGUUAUAUGGAGAUACGUGGCGGGUUAAUUUGGAAUCUCCACGAAUACGACGUAUAGUUUGUUUUUCUAUUUUUAAUGGGCUUCAUAAUGGUUACACUUUGGAUGAGUGCUUGAGUAUGCUGGAGAAGCACAAGAGUAAUUCGAAACUAGCUAUGUACACAUAUCUUUCUUGGAGAAAAUUUCCUGAAGAAUUUAACGUUGGAGAGACGACCCCAGAAGUUUAUACCGGGCCUGAGUUUAAGCUGGAGCCAGAUCUGGAAUCGAUUGAGGAUCUUUGGGCGGAGUACAAGAUACCUAGGCUUAAUAAUUACUCAAUGCAGCAAAUGAUUGAGAUUUACGGCAACACUUUUGCGUCUGAUAGCAUUAAGCGGAUAUUUUUGUUGAGGUUACGGAUGUGUAGGGCGAUGGAUGUUGGGUUAUUCAAGGGGUACAGUUUGGAUCAGUGUUUUGGUUUUUUGAAGCGAGAGUUGAGACGAUUGAAUAUUAAGUUUUCAGACAUGUUAAAGCACAAAAAAUAUUUUCCUAAGGAACUGACGUCUGAAGGUCCUCCACAAGAGUAUAGGAUUCGAAAGGUUAGUGGGGGUCCAAUUGAAUUGCAGUUUUUGCCGCAGACGUUUAAAAAAGUGUGGGAAGAGUACAGGCGGCCUGGGGGGUGCUAUGAGCUAGACAUUGCACAAGGAUCGAAGUGGUGGAAAAAGACGCGGAUUGAGCACACAGUGGUGCUACGAAGACGAGUAUGGAUGGCAGUGCGCAGAGGUGUAUUUCAAGGGCUCAAUGUUGAUCAAUGCCUAACACUACUGGAACAGGCGCAGACUGAUUCGGGUCUUGCUCUUGCUGAGUUUUGUGCACGGGAUGUGUGGCCAGAGCUGUUAUCUUAA